This is a messenger RNA of Phascolarctos cinereus (koala), 4365 nucleotides long. The record is from RefSeq and is a predicted model, not a curated record. Lineage: Eukaryota; Metazoa; Chordata; Mammalia; Diprotodontia; Phascolarctidae.
GGAGUGGAAACUUGCACCUAUCCCAGAAAAAGUUAUUCAGGGAUGUGAUGCUGGAGAAUUAUAGGAACUUGGUGUCUUUGGGGUUUGCAGUUUCCAAACCAGAUGUGAUCUGCCAAUUGGAAAGAAAGGAAACAUCUUGGAUGCCAGAGGCAGAUAUUCUAAGAAGCAGCUGCUCAGGAAGCAAAGAAUUUACUGGAGAGAAAUGUUAUGAAUGUCGUGAAUGUGGGAAGGCCUUCAAGAGUAAGAAACAACUGACUGUGCAUCAGAGAAUUCAUACUGGAGCGAAACAUUAUGAAUGUAAGGAGUGUGGGAAGGCUUUCAUCUACAAUUCAGAAAUUAUUCUCCAUCAGAGAAUUCAUUCUGGAGAGAAGCCUUAUGAAUGUAGUGUAUGUGGGAAAGCCUUCAGGAUGAAGUCAAAACUUACUUUACAUCAGAAUCAUACUGGAGAGAAACUUUACGAAUGUAAGGAGUGUGGGAAGGCUUUCAUUUAUGGCUCAGAACUUAGUCAACAUCAGAGAAUUCAUACUGGAGACAAACCUUACGAAUGUAGUGUAUGUGGGAAGGCCUUCAGGAUGAAGUCAAAACUUACUUGGCACCAGAGUAUUCAUACUGAAGAGAAACCUUAUGAAUGUAAUGUAUGUGGGAAGGCCUUCAGGAGGAAGCAACCUCUAACUGUGCAUCAGAGAAUUCAUACUGGAGAGAAACCUUAUGAAUGUAGUGAAUGUGGAAAGGCCUUCACAAGGAAGACACAACUAACUGUGCAUCAAAGAAUUUAUCUUGGAAAGAUUCAUCAUGAAUGUAAAGAGUAUGGGAAGGCUUUUCACUACAAUUCAAAACUUAUAACACAGCAAAGAAUUUAUGCUGUAGAAAAACCUUAUAAAUGUAGUAUAUGUGGGAAGGCCUUUGGGAUAAAGUCAAAACUUACUUUGCAUCAGAGAAUUCAUACUGGAGAGAAACCUUAUGAAUGUAAGCAGUGUGGGAAGGCUUUCAUCCAGAACUCAGAUCUUAUUCUACAUCAGAGAAUUCAUACUGGAGAGAAACCUUAUGAUUGUAGUGUGUGCGGGAAAGCCUUCAGAAUGAAGUCCAAACUUACUUUGCAUCAGAGAAUUCAUAGUGGAGUGAAACCUUAUGAAUGUAAGGAGUGUGGGAAAGCUUUCAUCUCCAACUCGGAUCUUAUUCUACAUCAGAGAAUUCAUACUGGAGAGAAACCUUAUGAAUGUAGUGAAUGCAAGAUGGCCUUCAGGUGUAAGGAACAACUUACUGCACAUCAGAGAAAUCAUACUGGAGAGAAACCUUAUGAAUGUAGUGAAUGUGGAAAGGCCUUCAUGAAUAAGAGAAUACUCACAGUGCAUCAGAGCAUUCAUACUGGAGAGAAACCUUAUGAAUGUAGUGAAUGUAUGAAGGCCUUCAAUAGGAAGGAAAGUCUUACUCUGCAUCAGAGCAUUCAUACUGGGGAGAAACCUUAUGAAUGUAGUGUGUGCAGGAAGGACUUCAGGAGUAAGCAACAACUUACGGUACAUCAGAGGAUCCAUACUGGAGAGAAACUUUUUGAAUGUAGUGAAUGUGGAAAGGCCUUCAGGAGUAAGGCAUGUCUGACUGGGCAUCAGAGAAUUCAUACUGGAAAGAAACCUUUUGAAUGUAGUAAAUGUGGGAAGGCAUUCAGGAGUAAGAUACAACUUACUUUUCGUCAGAUCACUCAUAUUACAGAGAAACCUCAUUAGUAUAGUGAAUUUGGGAAAGCCUUUAGACAGAACGCAUGACUUUGUGUUCAUUAGAGAAUUCAUAAUUGAGAGAUUCCUCAUGAAUGUAAAGAGUGGGAGGACCAUCCAUCACAACUAAGCUUUUAUUGAAUAGAAGAGAUUCCAUACUGGUGAGGCAUGUUACGAAUGUGCAAGGCAUUAAGAAGGAAGGCGCAACUUACCGUACAUGAGAGUAUUUAUACUAAAAAGAUUUGUUAUACAUGGAAGGGGUAUACGACUUUGAACUUAGCUUACAUCAGAUAAUAAUGUUGGAGAGAAACCUUGUGAAUGUAAUAUAUGUGUGAAGGCCUUUAUACAGAGUAUACAACUUAAUUUCUGUUGGAGAAUUCGUACUUAAGAGAUUCCUCAUAAAUAUAAAGGGGGAAAGACCAUCACAACUUAGAUUUUAUUGAAUGUCUGAGAAUUCAGCUGGUGAGGGUCCUUAUGAAUAUGGAAAGGUCUUCAGAAGUAAGCCGCAACUAACUGUAUGUCAGAGCAUUCAUACUGGAUAGAAACCUUAUGAAUGUAGUGAUUUUGGGAAAGCCUUCAGGAGUAAAACAAAAUUUACUGGGCAUUGAAAAUACUACGAAGGUUCUUUAUGAAUUUAAGGAGUGUAGGAAGGCUUCCACUACAACUCAGAACUUCUCAUUCGUUCUGAUGAGAAACCUUAUGAAUGUACUGUAUGUAGGCAGGCCUUUCGUCUGACUUUAGAACAUACUGAGAACAAAAAACAGAACUCAUUAGAACAUACUUGUACAUUAGAACAUUGAUACUGGAGAGGGACCUUAUGAAUGUAAUGAAUGUGGGAGACCUUCAGCCUGAGGAUACUUAAUCAACAUCAAAGAAUCUAUUUUGGAGAGGAAUCUUAUGAGUUUCGUAAUGCAUGUGGGAAGGCAUUUUGACUGAAGAUACUCCCCUGAUGUCUGUCAGAGAAGUCAUGCUCUCUAGAAUGUUUAUGAAUGUAAGGAGGAUUGGAAGAUCAUAUAGCUGUCUGGACUAUGAUUCUGAGCCCUUAUAUGAAGUUCUAAAGUCCUUAUUUAGUCCCCAGGAAAGGAGAUGUCCUUCUGAGCCCUCUGCGGGAAGAAAGAUUAAUGUUAUCAUCCCAUGAACCUUCUCAUAGGGAGAGGAUUUGGUGAUUGAGCCAGAGGAUACUGAAUGGGUGAUGGUAUUAGAAGAGCCUUCAUAUUAACUUUGAUCCCUGGGCAAAUGGCAUGCAAGAGGUAAAUAGAUCUCUUGGCCAUCAGAUGAGCAUGAUAUAUGAUAAAUUCUUAUUGACAGUGCUUGUGGAAUAUAUGGUAAUCUGAGCUGUGAUCCUGAUGUUGCUGGUGCUGCUUUUGCUCAUUCUCAUCAUGGUAGCCACUGAACCAUGCAAUUUUAGAAUCACAUUAAUUUUUUAAAAGCCUAGUAAGUGUCUUUGGUAGAUAAUGAUGCUAUAUGAUUUCUAUCCAUUGUUCUGAAUAUCGAAGUGAAGGAAUUCAGUGAAGUGCUGGUAAACAGCAGUAGUGACUGUUACUCUUUUAAGGCAGUCACAGGCCUUGUCAUCUAAUUGUUGUGCUUUAUUAUUUGUUUUCAGAGGACCAUGACAUCAGAGAGGUGAUGCCAUGAUGUAGAAGUGAGUUGGAGUUCAUUGAGGUAGACUCACCUGCCUCACUUUACCCUCUGGAGUCAUCUGGGUCCAGUGGUGAGGUAUAGAUCAGGAUCUGCUCAGUGUUCUGAAUGUCAAAGUGAAAAAAUUCAAUAAAGUCCUAGUAAAUAGCAGGAAUAAGUAUUACCCUUUUAAGGUAGCCACAGGCUUUGUCCUGUAAUUAGCGACAUAUGACAAGUAGAAUGGGAUUUUUAUUGUGGUCAAAGGAUAUGAACAGGAAGUUUUCAGAAGAAAAAAUCAAAACUAACAAUUGUCUUAGGAAAAAAUGCUCAAAAUCACUUUUGAUUAGAGAAAUGCAAAUGAAAGCACCUCUGAGAUACCCCCCUCUCACCCAUCAGAUUGGGUAACAUGAUAAGGAUAAGAUAGAUAGGGAAAAUGACCAAUUCUGGAGGGAGUAUGGAAAAAUAUGGACACUAAUGCACAGUUCAGAACUGUUCCAACCAUUCUGGCGAACAUUUUGGAACUGUGCCCCAAGGUCUAUAAAACUGAACAUUCUCCUUUACCCAGCUUUAACACUAGAGAUCAAAGGCAAAGGACCUAUGUGUACAAAAACAUUUACAGGGGCUCUUUUUGUGGCAGCAAAGUACUGGAAAUUGAGGGGAUGUUUCACAUUUGGGGAGUGGCUGGUAAGUUGUGGUUUAUGGUUGUAAUGGGGUACUAUUUUACUGUCAGAAAUGAUAGAUGGUAGCUAGGUGGUUGAACACUGUGCCUUGAGUCAGUAAGGCCUGAGUUCAAAUAGGGCCUCAGACACUUACUAGCUCAUUGACCUUGGACAAAUCAUUUAAGCUCUGUUUGCCUUAAUCUGCUGGAGAAGGAAAUUGCAAAAUCACUCCAUUCUCUUUGCCAAGAUACCCCUAUAAUGAGAUCAGGGAUGCCAUUGAACCACUAUACAACUACAUAAUGAGGAGGAUGGUUUCAGAAAAAUCUGUGAAGACCUAUAUGAACUGACAUAGACAUUGUACAUAUAACAGCAACAUUGUA